Molecule: messenger RNA, 1424 nt
Organism: Rhagoletis zephyria (snowberry fruit fly)
Lineage: Eukaryota; Metazoa; Arthropoda; Insecta; Diptera; Tephritidae
Source: RefSeq, a predicted model, not a curated record
UAAAAAAUAAACAAAAAAUAGGUAAACUUUUGAGGUUUUUUUCGAACGUAAUAGUAGACCAAUUACGUGAAAUUUCACAUUACAUACCGAUGACCGUUUAUAGAGCCGUUGCUCAGGCUGCAGCAAAUCAGUACCCUGAUUCUUUUAUCGAAAAAGAUGCGCAAGGAAAUGCCAUCUCGUUAUUUUUUAAUGACCCUCAGAAAAACAAAUCCNAUAGAAAUAAUUUUUUGAAUAGUACGCUAAAACGAUCUGCAUUAAAUUCACGCAUACCAAAUAAAAAAAAAUCAUUGAACGCGCUGGGCAGAAGUUGCGUUAACUAGGAACCACAAAGCACGAACGCAAGCAUCGAUGAUAUAAAUAGCAAACAAAAGUAUUUGUUAUCUAUGUUUCAGAAAAAAAAUCUUCAAAAAAUCGAAAUAGAAAAUGUACGAAAGUAUAUGGCGGAAUGCUUCUCUGUGCAAAGAUUAUUUUUUAAUGACCCUCAGAAAAACAAAUCUCUUAAGGAUAUACUAAACCACUGGCCAAUGAUAUUUCACAAAAGCUGCCUGUACGAUCAUUUUAACACAUUAAUGCAGCUUGAUGUUGAAAAUUUCAAGUCAAACUUUGAAUUAUCUAAAGCCAAAAUAAGAUCGUUUUUUAAAAUUCAAAGUGAAAAGAACGAACUUAUUUUCAUUGCUAUUUCGAAAUACUUCAAGGAGAAGGACGAGCUCCUUUUUAAAUUUUAUAAGUUUGUGACGAUAAUUGAAGAAGUUAAAAAUUACAUAAAAGAGCCAACUCCCUGGAUUUCUAUUAUUGAUACAUCCCCCGAAGAGGCUCUUCAAAAUAUAUCGUAUAUUUUUUUUGAAAGAGAGAUUACUUUUAAAGAAAAAAAUGGAAAUUUAAUUGAUUAAUUAUUGCAGCUGCUUUGCUAUUAUUACAUAUUGAAUAUCGAAUAUCAUAAAAAUAUAUCGCAAACAUGUGAAUUUUUAAUGCGAUUUUUUUUUAAGUUCUAUCCAUCUCAAAUACGAGGCAAAAAAAGCAUAUUAAUAAUUUAAGAAAAAUAAAUACGUUGAUGCGAAAAAUUGAUGAACACACAUAUGUAAAUUAAAUUUACAUCUCCAAAAGACGCUCUUCAAAAUAUAUCGUAUAUUUUUUUGAAACAGAGAUUACUUUUAAAGAAAAGAAUAAUUGUUUUUAAGUUCUAUCCAUCUCAAAUACGAGGCAAAAAAAAGCAUAUUAAAAAUUUAAGAAAAAUAAAUACGUUAAUGCGAAAAAUUGAUGGACACACAUGUGUAAAUUAAAUUUAAGCUUUUUAUAUACAUACAUACAGCAGCGGUCAAAAUAAUAGCAUUAAAAUUCGAAAUGAUGUUGUUUGAAACUCCUGUUUAUUUAUUUAUUUUCAAAUAAUUUUUCUUUAAAAUAUAGUUCGAUCAAUAACAGAAACC